AUGGCCAAAGCGGAACGGCGUCGUGCGCCGAAGCGCAGCAAGCAUGCAGAGGAGGAGGGGGAGCAGCCUCCGUUUGAGGAGGAAAUGCAGCAGGAUCCAGAGUGGGUGCAUAUGAAUGAUGCCAACACGCCGUUCGGUCUUGUCGCGCCGGAAAUGCAGGCGUAUUUCAAGGAGGUGAACGGCACGUUGACCAAUCUCCUGCACAGCGAGGACCCGGACGCGGGUGCGGAGGAGGCCGAGAUGCUGCUCCAGGCCGCGCUGACAGAGAUGGAUGGCCACGAGCUCGUGCUUGCCACCGAUCCAACUUGCUCGCUCGUGCUGGAAAACAUGGCCGGGAUCAUGAAGGAAAAGGCACUGCGCGUCUUUUUCGACCGCAUGUCGGGCAGCUACCGCGUGAUUGCGUCGCACAGGUACGGCUCGCAUGUCUUGCAGUCGAUGCUCGCCGCCGCGCAGCGCAUGCUCAAUACCAGCGACCCAGCCGACAACGCGGUCGACGCCGACCACGGCGUCCUCCGCUCGCUCCCGCAGCUGAUCGAGGCGAUGUUUUUCGAGCUGGAGCCGGAGCUUGAGUCGAUGCUCACGGAAGCAUUCGCGAGCCACGUGCUCCGCAGUAUUGUUGCCCUCCUUGCCGGCGUCCCGAUCGCCUCGUUCGACGACAUGCGUUCCAAGCGCAGCUCCAAGUACCGCUCCAAGGAGCGCCAGCGCGCCAUGGUCGACACGACCUCGGACCUCACCGAGACGGGACCGCUUUGUGUUCCGUACGCUUUUCUCCGUUUGGUGUACCAGCUGUACGAGGAUUUGCACGGGGCUUUGUCUACGACGCAACUCUAUACGCUCAUCCCCAAUGCGGUUGCUGCGCCGUCGAUCAGCGUCCUGCUCAAGCUCGAGAGCGGGCUCCGGGACGGCAAACGCAGCAUGGCCGAGCGCAGCGACUCGCUCACGUCGCGCGUGCUCGGUGACCUCUCGGAGGGCACCAAGGAGCGCAGCGACGUGAUGGAAUCGGCGCUGCGUGACGCCGUGGCGACCCACGUCCUGCAAAGUGCCCUGCAAGGCGCCUCGGCAACGACGCUCGACCACUUUUGGGAGGUGUACGUCCGCGGGCGCCUCGCCAAGCUCGGUGGUCACCCGUGCGCCAACUUUGUCGUCUCGACGCUGCUGCGUCUCUUGCCAGUGAACGGCGCGCCAUUUGCGGAGGCGCUUGCCGAGCUGGACCAGGCCGGCGACCACCUCGUCAAGAACCAGGUGCUCGGUGUGCUCCAAGCCGCGAUUGAGCGCUGUGCCCAGGCGCACAAGAAGGAGCAAGAGGUCCUCGAUGCCGUUCUCUCUGCAUUCCGCUUCCCCGCAGACGGCGACGCGACGCUCUUUGUGCCUGUGCUACUGAGCAUGCGCACCUUUAAGGCCUAUUCGCACACGGUCGGCGACGAUGCAAAGGGUGCGAAGCGCAAGCGCGAAGAGAGCGAGCCGUACACGACCCAAGGCAGCAUCCUGCUCCAGCGCCUCGCGCAGCUCCAUGCACCACACCAGGACCGCCUGUACAAGAGCCUGAGCGAGAAUGCGGCGCUGGCCGAGUGGUGCUGCUCGUCGACGGCCGUGCACGUCAUUCUCGCGGCGCUUGCUGCGCCUACGGCGACCUAUGCCCAGCGCCGCACGCUGCUCAAAUCGCUGAUGCCUUUGCUCGUCGACCUCUGCGACGACGCGUGGGGCAGCCGCGUGGCCGACGCAGUGUGGAACGCCGCGGACGGAUUCACCAAGGAAAAGAUUGCGCAGCUGAUGCUUUCGCACGAAAAGCGUCUACUUGCUUCGCCCUACGGGCGCUUCUUUGUUCGCCGCCUCCGCCUCGGCAUCUAUCGCAAGAGCCUCGGCGAGUGGAAGGAGUGGGCCAAGGCGCAGACGGCGCCGGCGCCGCCCGCACCGCCCGCAGAGCCCGUGAAUCCGUUUGGAUUCCUGCGUACGCGCAAACUCGAUAAACAUGCCAAGCGGGGAUCGGCGCACGCCGACCAGCAGCUGGCCGAUAUCCUCUCUGCCAUUCCCUAG
Malassezia japonica is the source of this 2034-nucleotide messenger RNA. RefSeq names its product Nucleolar protein 9 (gene NOP9). The coding region runs from base 1 to 2034 and encodes 677 amino acids. Gene Ontology annotation, biological process: endonucleolytic cleavage in ITS1 to separate SSU-rRNA from 5.8S rRNA and LSU-rRNA from tricistronic rRNA transcript (SSU-rRNA, 5.8S rRNA, LSU-rRNA); endonucleolytic cleavage in 5'-ETS of tricistronic rRNA transcript (SSU-rRNA, 5.8S rRNA, LSU-rRNA); endonucleolytic cleavage to generate mature 5'-end of SSU-rRNA from (SSU-rRNA, 5.8S rRNA, LSU-rRNA). Gene Ontology annotation, molecular function: RNA binding. Gene Ontology annotation, cellular component: nucleolus; 90S preribosome; preribosome, small subunit precursor. Lineage: Eukaryota; Fungi; Basidiomycota; Malasseziomycetes; Malasseziales; Malasseziaceae. The record is from RefSeq and is a predicted model, not a curated record. The transcript has a single exon.